Molecule: messenger RNA, 1475 nt
Organism: Coffea eugenioides
Lineage: Eukaryota; Viridiplantae; Streptophyta; Magnoliopsida; Gentianales; Rubiaceae
Exons: 7
Coding region: 131-1150 (339 amino acids)
Cellular component (GO): chloroplast
Source: RefSeq, a predicted model, not a curated record
GACGUGGGAUUCCCCAGCCUCAAACAACCGUGGCCACCAAAAUCACCACAAAACUGGCCACGCUUUCCUGAUUCCCAGGUUUUUGUCCCAUGGUUGAGCCUGUGAAGAAGCCAGGACAGUUCAAUUCAAGAUGAGUUUGGCUUUGCCAUGGCUGCAAAUGCCACCACCAUCACUUACUCUACAGACAAGACCAACAAAACUUGAUACAAAAUCAAGGCAUUCCUUCAGCUGCUUCUGCUCUGCUGCUGUUUCUGAAGCUGGCUCACAACCAUCUUCUGCAAUCCAAUUUUCUUCCAAUUCCUCCACCUACCGCCCUGCUGUCAUUCUUCCAGGCUUAGGAAACAAUACAAAUGACUACGAGAAAUUGGCUCUGAUACUGAAUGGUUAUGGAGUGCCAACCGUGGUUGUGAAGGUUUCAAGAAUCGACUGGCUGAGGAAUGCUGCUGGUUUGCUUGAUCCAAACUAUUGGCGUGGCACCCUCCGUCCUCGGCCAGUUCUUGAUUGCUUUCGGAGCAGGUAUUUUAAGAAGCUGGAUGAGGCUGUCAGUGAAGCAAAUGAAUUGGCUCAAGGUGGGGCUUUGUCUUUUAUUGGACAUUCAGCUGGAGGAUGGCUAGCACGAGUUUACAUGCAAGAGAUUGGGUUCUCAAAUAUUUCACUGUUAUUGACUCUAGGAACACCACACCUCCCACCGCCAAAGGGAGUGCCUGGAGUUAUCGAUCAAACAAGGGGCCUUUUGUAUUAUGUUGAAAAGAACUGUCCAAAAGCUGUUUAUACUCCAGAACUGAAAUAUGUAUGUAUUGCAGGCAGGUACAUUGAAGGAGCUCGCUUCUUUGGCUCAAAUGAUGAUAGUUCUGGAAUGGCUGUAAGCAUUGACCACACAAAUUCUGAGAUUGCUGUUGUAAACACAUCUAAACCACCAGCUGCCACAUGGCGUGCUCGCUUUGUUGGUCAAGGCUACAAGCAGGUUUGUGGCCAGGCAGAUACAUGGGGUGAUGGAGUUGUGCCAGAACUCUCAGCACAUCUGGAAGGAGCACUGAAUAUCAGCCUUGAAGGUGUGUACCACUCACCUGUUGGUUCUGAUGAUGAAAGCAGACCAUGGUAUGGCUCUCCUGGUGUUGUUAAACGAUGGAUACAUUAUCUCCUUCACUAAUCAGAUUCGACACAAACAAUACUGGACGGAGAAGGAAAACAUCAUUGUUUCCUAGCACUCUAAUUCUUAGCUAUUUUUAGGUGCUUUGCUGGAUUGGGAUGGUAAAUCACUCGCUACAUACUGGCUAGAUUGACUAAACUUGUAUCAAUGAUGUUGGUACAUUGAUUCACGAGAUGUAAAUUGGAUAAGCAAUCAUUUCUUUGAUCCCCCAUUAUCCAAGAGGGGUUGAUUGUCAAAUGGUAAAUAUCUACUUCCAUGGUGAAGCAACAAAUCCACAGUUUCUUUGUCUUGGCAAGCAUGAAUAUCUAAUUUUUCAAUUUUGUAA